UGCUAGCUCAUGUUGCCUCUCACCCUUUAGUUUUCUUUAUCCAUAUCGUCCAUUCCCAGCCUCUUUUUAGUCCCCAUUCCCGCGUCCUACAUAGCAAAAAAACCUAUUCUAUCUCGGCCACUCUGCUACCGAUCUUCCGACUGUAAAAGAUACCAAUGAUCAUGUGAAACUGAUCUCUGCCAAUAUUAUUAUUAUUAUUUUUUUGCUCCAUUUCAGAGACUUGUGUCCGUAAUAUUUUGUGUCAAAAUACAGUUGAAACUUGGAGAUUUUAUGAUCCAUUUCUCAUCUGUUUUCUUGAGAGGAUUGCCCUGAGAGAAUUAGCAAUGGCAGGGUCGUUUAGAAAGUGCAGGAUGCUGUGUUGUUCAGGCAAGGUCUUAUCUCACAGGCGUCCAAACAAGACAGCCAAGAUCCCCAUUUAUAGAUAGAGGCUAGAGCCAUUCCUGCAUCUCUGGCUGGCCACACAAUUAUGAAGAAAGUAUUACGUCGUGGGAGUAGUAGUGAUCAUCAUCAUUUCUCCUUGAAAAGUGAGCUUCUCUGAUUACAGUCCCUAGCUAUAAUUCUCUUCCGAAACCCAGAAGUUAGAACCAGGCCAGGAGAAUCUCCACAAAGAUCCGUACGUACAGAUACUACUCGAUCCUUUUUCCUCUCCAUCUGCAAGUGCUCACGCUUUAUCCGUGCGUUUUGACUAGCGAAGACAUGGCUACGGAGUCGUACGAGGAGGCCAUUGCAGGACUCACGAAGCUUCUCAGUGCGAAAGCUGACCUUGGAGAUAUCGCCGCCGCAAAGAUCAAACAGAUAACGGCGGAGUUGGAGACGGCUGGUUCAAAUCAGUUUGAUCCAGUCGAGAGGAUCAAAACCGGCUUCGUCCACUUUAAGAAAGAAAAACUUGAGAAGAAUCCUGCUUUGUACGGUGAACUUGCCAAAGGCCAGAGUCCCAAGUUUUUGGUAUUUGCAUGCUCAGACUCUCGCGUUUGUCCCUCCCACAUUCUGAAUUUCCAACCGGGAGAGGCCUUUGUGGUUCGCAACAUAGCCAACAUGGUCCCGCCCUUUGACAAGAAUAAAUACUCAGGCGCAGGGGCGGCCAUUGAAUAUGCAGUGUUGCAUCUGAAGGUGGAAUUUAUUGUGGUCAUGGGACACAGCUGCUGUGGUGGUAUAAAGGGGCUCAUGUCUAUACCGGACGAUGGGACCACUGCGAGUGAAUUUAUCGAGCAUUGGGUCAAAAUCUGCUCCCCCGCAAAGACCAAGGUUAAGACCGAAUACAGUGAGUUAAGUUUCCAUGAGCAGUGCACCAAUUGUGAGAAGGAAGCUGUGAAUGUAUCACUGGGAAACUUACUGACAUAUCCGUUUGUGAGAGAAGGUGUGGUGAAUAAUACACUGGCUCUCAAGGGUGCACACUACGACUUUGUCAAAGGAGCUUUUCAACUCUGGGAUCUUCACUUCAAAAUUAUGCCCACCCUGUCUGCAUGAUCAUCUGGUUUAUUGUUUAUCUUCAUAUCCUUGUAUUUGCCCUAAAGAGCAUUCUAUACAGAUAAAUGCUAUUCUUCAUCUUAUAUUUAGUCAUCCCCAAUCACACUUACUAUCAUAUUUUAAGUGGUUAAUAUUUAAAUGGUUAAAUCACUUAAAAUAUGACUUGUAAAUAAAUGUGAUUAAGGAUGAUGAAAUUUAAAAUGAAAAGUAGUCUUGCUCUUUAGUAUAUGUUAAUGAGACUUGCAAAAUAACACAUUAAGUGAAGUGUUUAAGUUUACAUAAAAAAUAA
Molecule: messenger RNA, 1756 nt
Organism: Carya illinoinensis
Lineage: Eukaryota; Viridiplantae; Streptophyta; Magnoliopsida; Fagales; Juglandaceae
Product: carbonic anhydrase 2-like
Exons: 10
Coding region: 697-1467 (256 amino acids)
Biological process (GO): carbon utilization
Molecular function (GO): zinc ion binding; carbonate dehydratase activity
Source: RefSeq, a predicted model, not a curated record